GGUUUGCAAGCCAUCCGUUGUCCUCCGGGUCUGUACUUCGACAUCGAAGCUCAGACCUGCAACUGGAAAGACCAGGUCAGCAACUGCAAUAAAAAGAACAAGGACAGGAAGGCCAAGCCGUUGUUGGCGACCGACGAGCCCUUGUGUCAGGAGGACUUUUUGGCUUGCGGGGACUCGACUUGCAUUCCGAGAAAGCAAUUCUGUGAUGGUACCGAACAGUGUUCCGACGGUUCGGACGAAGCCUCAUGCGACAUCAACAACGACCCGAACCGAGCCCCGGUGUGCAACCCGGAGAUCUGCACGAUCCCCGAGUGCUUCUGCUCGCUGGACGGCACGGCCGUGCCUGGGAACCUGGACCCGCAGCGGAUCCCGCAAAUGGUCACGGUGACGUUCGACGACGCCAUCAACGUGGCCAACAUCGAGCUCUACAACGAGAUCUUCAACGGACAGCGGGUGAACCCGAACGGAUGCGGGAUCCGGGGCACGUUUUUCGUGUCCCACAAGUACACCAACUACUCUGCCGUGCAAGACAUGCACAGACGGGGUCACGAGAUCGCCUCGCACUCCAUC
Molecule: messenger RNA, 570 nt
Organism: Notodromas monacha
Lineage: Eukaryota; Metazoa; Arthropoda; Ostracoda; Podocopida; Cyprididae
Source: the annotation of a GenBank genome assembly